UUCUCCCUGGCCUUCCCUUCCCUCCCUCCCUCCGCCCCUGCCGCGGCGGUGAGGGCGCUCGUGCGUUGGGCGAGGGCGCAGACGGAGACAGGCCGCGUGCGGAGCGAGUGUUUCCCGGCCACUCAUGGCACUCUGCGGCAAAUAUUUAUACCGCCUGGCAUUUGGGUCCUGCCGCCCGGGCCUCAUUUGGCGGAGGGAGGGCCACGCGGACGCUUUUUUCUUUUCUUUUCGCGACUGGUAGAGGCAUGAGUCGAGCGACGGACGGGGCCGCCGAUUGCAGAUGGAGAUCGUAUCCACUCCUGUGGCCCUCCCACCUGCGAUGGCUGCAGGUGAGCGCACCGCCUCGUUUCGCCCAAAAUCAAUGGCAGGUGAUUAGGUCAGGGCCUGCCAUUUCGCACCAAGAUGCCAUAAUCACUAGCGCAAGACCCUCGGCAAAGACCCGCGGCGACGACCCUCGGCGCCGCGCACUGGAAGGAUCUCGCCGACAGGAGCACCCAGGCUCGGCUUCAUUAGCUCGGCGACUCGCUGGGAGAGCUGCCGCAGAGAGUUCGCCAUUCCCUGUGUUGAGUCUGUCUGUGGUUGUUCGGCCGACGGAAGCGCACGCAGCGAUCGGCGGCAAAACAGCGGCGCGCCGCGAGUAGGCAAGCGAUCGCUGCGGCGGCGGCGGCGCGAUCGUCCGCCUGUCGAGCUUCAGCGAAAAGUCACGUAGUCAUUCUGAUGUAUCCGCCACGAUACGAGGGCUAGCGUGGAGGGCGGGAAGGGGGGGGGCAGGAUAAACCCAGGAAAGGCUCGGAUAAGGCUUAUCAGAUCGAGGAUCUGCUUCCCAUGCCGAGGCCACAGACAGCCUGUUGUCAUGAUAACGAAGGAAAAAUAAAGUACUGAAGGAUCGAAGUGUAACUGAAAUAAUUAAGGAAAUCCAUUAAAAAUUCCGUUUCUGCCGCGCAUUUAUUUCCGCUGGAGCUGUCCGAGCUUCCUUCUCUGAAAAGGGCUGCGCUGCCACGAAGCGAAUGCAGAAUAACUCUAGUCAUUAGCUCAAACACAAAAUAGUUAAAUAAACAGUGCUUGCACCGCUGCAGAGGCGGCGAGAGAGAGAGAGAGAGUGACGAAUAUCAAUCCCAUUUCAACAACAGCAUCAAACUCAGUAUAUUUCGCAAUAUUCACUAGUGAGCGGUUCGGUCAACUAGCCGACGGUACGGACUAUCGACCUUUUCGCGGCCAAGGACAAAAUGUUCGCUUCUCCCUUACAAACGGUUAAGAAGAAAAUAAUAAUCAACAAAAAAUCACUUUGGCAGGUAUAUGUUUGUAUUGUUUUUACCAAUUUUAUUUAAAUAUCAGCCGCAUAUCUAUGCUUACAUUUGUCUCGCAGGCUACGACGCCUGUCACAACUGUCAAAAGUUAUUUCUCAAAACUCCCGUCCUUCCUGGCCAUCCAGCGGCGGAGGGAGCAGCGAGGAGCAGGAAGGAGCGAAAAUAGUGAGAUGAGAAGCAGCGAAUGCUUUGAUUUCUUCGCUAUAAAAACAUGAUUCUAAUUUUAGCAGCAGCGCAAGUGCCGCGGCCGAGGGAGCGCCAUCUGCGUGAGUGUCUCCAUGCGCGCGAACUUUUGCCAUGACAAAACGUUUCUAAAGUAUUUUCCGCGUGUGACACUCGUUUUUUUGCAGCCUGUCAUUUCCUGUGCACUGGCAGUUAUAGCGCAAUCCUGACCGCCUGUCGCAUUGCAACCUCGUUUCGGGCGACCUUCCCCAUGCUGGCAUCAGCCUCCGCGACGGCCUGACAUGGCCACAGGACACACUAUUUCCCUUUAACAGAGCAGCAGGUGCGGCCGAGGAGCGGCGGGGCAACCGUCUUUGCAAGUCAGUGUUCCCGGAUGUGCGGGUCAGGACGACUGCCCUGUUGCCAUCGCUGCGUAGUGUGCUUUCGUGCUCGCCUGCUGGGACUUUGGCAAACUGGAGAGAUACAGCGUCACCGAGAUGCAGCCGCCGUUUGGAAGGAACUGUCCAUCCUGAGGGCAAUUAUUUUCGCGACAUAGAGGGACGAGGAGUCGCGGCACCUUUCGCCACAGGGAAAAAGGAGCCUCCCUCCUCCUGGUCCUCCUCCUCCUGGCUGCCCUCUGCUCUCUCCUCCCUUCCUCGCAUCCGCAGGCUGUUUGCUUGGGAUCCCGCGUGAAUCCAACUCCUUCCUCAGCGUGAAUCACCCGCCCUGUGCAAACCUUCAGGCAUCUGCCUCGAGUGGCGCUUCCCUUGGUGACUCAGGACCACAUGCAAACGCCUCCGCCCUGACCCCCCACCCCCCACCUCCCGCUCUGCAUCGGCAAGUCUGCUUUACAGGGUGAGGCAGAAAUUCGUGCAUGCGUCCUCGAUGGCCACCUGUGCACAACACUGAUGGACAACAUCCCAUUAACCCUUUCAUAUACUACUCUCAGGCCUCACCAUCACACGUGUAAACAAACAGUACUUAAGAGUACUUCUUAACAAACCCAGGCUUUACUGAGGUUUAUGCAGCAAACGGUAUUUGAUUUCACAAGUCAUAUGCCAAACGAAUACUGGCUGAGCUUAUGUAACGGAAACAUUCUUUUCAGAUUCACAAGGACUUUGUCAGGCCACUGCAGUUCGAAUUACUGCUGUUUAUGCAGUAAAUAACGUCACUA
This is a messenger RNA of Penaeus monodon (black tiger shrimp), 2643 nucleotides long. RefSeq lists its product as uncharacterized. NCBI's taxonomy places the organism in Eukaryota, Metazoa, Arthropoda, Malacostraca, Decapoda, Penaeidae. The record is from RefSeq and is a predicted model, not a curated record. Bases 246 to 641 code for a protein of 131 amino acids. The transcript has 3 exons.